GCCUCUCAGCUGUGGAGCGCGCUCGCGCGCGUGCGGGAGGGGGCGGGUGGGGAAGGAUCGCCGGCUAGAUCCCGAGGCGAGGCUCGCGCGCCCGCCCCCGCCCUGGCCCCCAGCGCCCACCCGGUCGGCCCGGCCCAGCCAUGAUCAAGGCUAUCCUCAUCUUCAAUAACCACGGGAAGCCGCGGCUUUCGAAGUUCUACCAGCCCUACAGUGAAGAUACACAACAGCAAAUCAUCAGGGAGACUUUCCAUUUGGUAUCUAAGAGAGACGAAAAUGUUUGUAAUUUCCUAGAAGGAGGAUUAUUAAUUGGAGGAUCUGACAACAAACUGAUUUAUAGGCAUUAUGCAACGUUAUAUUUUGUCUUCUGUGUGGAUUCUUCAGAAAGUGAACUUGGCAUUUUAGAUCUAAUUCAAGUAUUUGUGGAAACAUUAGACAAAUGUUUUGAAAAUGUCUGUGAACUGGAUUUGAUUUUCCAUGUAGACAAGGUUCACAAUAUUCUUGCAGAAAUGGUGAUGGGGGGAAUGGUACUGGAGACCAACAUGAAUGAGAUUGUUACGCAAAUUGAUGCACAAAAUAAACUGGAGAAAUCUGAGCAAAUAGUUUACACUGGCCUAUUUUGUAUCAGUCAAGAUUUUACUCAGGCUGGCUUAGCAGGAGCUCCAGCCCGUGCUGUUUCAGCUGUAAAGAAUAUGAAUCUUCCUGAGAUCCCAAGAAAUAUUAACAUUGGUGACAUCAGUAUAAAAGUGCCAAACCUGCCCUCUUUUAAAUAAAAAAUUCAAAAGGCCACUCCCAGGUAAAAUCCAGGGGGAAGUCAUCUAAGUUUACCAUGCAGUCGUUUACCAAAAAUAGAGAAGGAGAGUCUUAACUUUUGCUCUUGGAUUAAAGUCAAGGUACUGUAUAGAAAUUAUGUAAAAUCAGUAUGGAAGUUCAAUGUCGCUUUUCUUGCUCAGUGAUUUUAAAGACGUUGAGUAGUUCCUGUGUGUGUGUGUGUUUUUUUUUUUCCUUUUCUAAACUGCAUUCCUAUGGCCACCUAAGGCAUGCCUGUAUGUAUUGGCUUCUACAGUGUUUCAAAAAGUGUUUGAGAUAUUUCUUUAAUUAUGUACAACCCUAAAUGUUGGUGUUUUAUAUAGAUCACAAGUGCAGCUUUCCUUAAUUCAUUCAGCUAUUUGUUACACAAUUGUUAUUUAAAAAAACCAAGUAUGUAUUGCAUGAAAACGUUAUGACCCUUUUCUCUUAGUUUAAAUAAACUCUAAGGUAACUGGACUUCUAAAGCACCUUUCUGUUUGCUUCAUAUCUACUUAGCAAUAAUUUUUCUUACAACCCUCUGACUCAACAAAGUAAAUAAAACUAUAUUUUAUCACUGUUAA
Messenger RNA from Nycticebus coucang (slow loris), 1367 nucleotides. RefSeq names its product adaptor related protein complex 3 subunit sigma 1 (gene AP3S1). Gene Ontology annotation, cellular component: membrane coat; AP-3 adaptor complex; intracellular membrane-bounded organelle. The record is from RefSeq and is a predicted model, not a curated record. Gene Ontology annotation, biological process: Golgi to vacuole transport; intracellular protein transport. The transcript has 7 exons. Lineage: Eukaryota; Metazoa; Chordata; Mammalia; Primates; Lorisidae. Bases 141 to 770 code for a protein of 209 amino acids.